Molecule: messenger RNA, 633 nt
Organism: Exophiala mesophila
Lineage: Eukaryota; Fungi; Ascomycota; Eurotiomycetes; Chaetothyriales; Herpotrichiellaceae
Exons: 1
Coding region: 1-633 (210 amino acids)
Molecular function (GO): protein binding
Source: RefSeq, a predicted model, not a curated record
AUGACCAAAAGCAGCCUCAAACCCAAGAACUGGCCCCAAGAAGUCCAAUAUCUGACUUCACUCUCCUUGAUGCCUUCAGUGGACCCGGCGACGCUCAGAUCACCGAGUCCUGGCACUCUGCCACUCAUAGCGUCUCGACCAGCGGCGCCGAGUUUGUGGACAAAUAUCUUACCUAUCACCAACCCGACACACCCCGCCUUUGGACAGAACGGGCUCUUUGCUACGAGAUCCCUCUCACCAGGAUCAUUUAUCUUAUUCUAUCUCGGUCUUGUGCAUACCAGUGCCACCACUGACCCUGCCUCAGAUUACGAUCUUAGCUUAGACCGAGAACACGACAUCUCCAUCGAUGCUACACGAUGCGGUAACGAAGCUAGGUUCAUCAAUGACUACCGUGGCGUACGAUUAGAAGGCCCAAAUGCCGAGUUCCGCGACUGCGCCUUUCAGGUGAGCGCAGGUGUGUGGGAGAAGAGGAUAGGUGUCUUUGUCCUCGACAAAGGCAAGAGCCUCAAAGGCCCUCGAGCCAAAGGCAUUGCCAAAGGCCAGGAGAUUGUGGUGAGCUACGGGAAAGGUUUUUGGAAUGCCCGGCAUGUCACGUCAGAGCUUUCCGCGACAGUCGAAGCAAACCUGAACUGA